CGGCCUCCCGCGCGAAGUUUAGUUUGGAGGCCUUGCAUCUGCUGUUAGACUGAGGCGGGAUGUGGUCGCGAAUAAACCGGGCUGCCGAGGAGUUUUACACGCGUCUCCUGCAGGAAUUUGAUGAAGAAAAGAAAGGAAUCUGUAAAGACCCAUUUAUCUAUGAGGCUGAUGUCCAAGUGCAGUUGAUUGGCAAAGGCCAACUAAAUCCUUUGAAAAAUAUUCUAAAUGAAAAUGAUGAUGUUGUAUUCAUCUUGGAAAAAGUGCCUUUGGAAAAGGAAGAAACAAGUCAUGUUGAAGAGCUACAAUCUGAAGAAACUGCUAUUUCUGAUUUCUCUACUGGUGAGAAUGUUGGACCACUUGCUUUACCAGUUGAGAGGGCAAGGCAGUUAAUUGGACUUUACACCAUGGCUCAUAAUCCUAAUAUGACCCAUAUGAAGAUUAAUCGGCCAGUUACUCCCCUUCCUCCCCUUUGGGUAAGAUGUGACAGUUCAGAUCCUGAAGGGACCUGUUGGCUAGGAGCUGAGCUUAUCACAACAAAUAACAGCAUUACAGGAAUUGUCUUAUAUGCGGUCAAUUGUAAAGCUGAUAAAAAUUAUUCUAUAAAUCUUGAAGACUUAAAAAAUUCACAUAAGAAAAGACAUCAAUUGUCUGCUGUUACAGCCAGGGGCUUUGCCCAGUAUGAGCUCUUGAAGUCCACUACCUUGGAUGAUACAGUCCCCACAUCACAAACUACGAUUACUUUGGAUAUUUCCUGGAGUCCUGUGGAUGAGAUUCUUCAAAUCCCUCCACUCUCUUCAACUGCAACUCUGAAUAUUAAGGUGGAAUCAGGAGAUCCCAGAAGUCCUUUGAAUCAUCUUCACAGAGAACUGAAAUUUCUCCUUGUUUUGGCUAUUGGUUUGAGGACUGGUGUCACCGAAUGGCCUGCACCUCUGGAAGCAAAAUCUGCUGUUGAACUUGUGCAAGAGUUUCUAAAUGACUUAAAUAAGCUGGAUGGAUUUGGUGAUUCUACAAAAAAAGACACAGAGACAGUGAAGACCGAUAGUACUGCAUUAGAUCGUUCCAUCGAGUGUCUUUUCACAGUACGGGGCGAUCUGGAUUUUGCUGAGCAGCUGUGGUGCAAAAUGAGUAGUAGUGUGAUUUCAUAUCAAGACUUGGUGAAGUGUUUCACAUUGAUCAUCCAGAGUCUACAACGUGGUGACAUACAGCCAUGGCUCCAUAGUGGAAGUAACAGUUUACUAAGUAAGCUCAUUCAUCAGUCUUACCAUGGAGCCAUGGACACAGUUUCUCUCAGUGGGACUCUUCCAGUUCAGAUGCUUUUGGAAGUUGGUUUGGACAAACUAAAGAAAGAUUAUAUCAGUUUUUUCAUAGGUCAAGAACUUGCAUCUUUGAAUCAUUUGGAAUAUUUUGUUUCUCCAUCAGUAGAUAUACAAGAACAAGUUUGUCGUGUUCAAAAACUCCACCAUAUUCUAGAAAUAAUAGUCAGUUGCAAGCUUUUCAUUAAACCUCAACAUGAGCUCCUCUUUUCUUUAACACUAUCCUGCAUAAAAUAUUAUAAACAAAAUCCUCUUGAUGAGCAACAUAAUUUUCAGCUGCCAGUCAGACCAACUGCUGUAAAAAAUUUAUAUCAAAGUGAGAAGCCACAGAAAUGGAGAGUGGAAAUAAAUAGUGGUCAAAAAAAAGUGAAAACAGUUUGGCAACUGAGUGACAGUCUACCUGUAGACCAUCUGAAUUGUCACAAAUCUGUUACAGAUUUUUCUGAAUCAAUAUUAAACAGUAGCCUGGAAGAAAGGAUAUCCUUUACUACCAUGGUUACCUGCAGCCAGGUGCAUUUCAAGUGAAGGGUGCUGAUGGGCUCCUCUAUCAGGUGCAUAAGCCCAAAAAAGCAAAAAGAAAAAAAUUACUACAGAGCCUGAAAUAGAUAAUGUAAAUUUUUGAAGCAGAAAAUGGAGGAAGAGCCGGAAGAUUACUGAAAGAUGAAGCUGCAAAAUGAGUAACCCUGUCUCAGUUCUGGCUCCGAAGGAGGAACAUUAGGAGAACUGCAGCGAUUAGUACACAGAGGGUGCAGACUGUGGGUACCACGAUCUCCGUCACCAUCUGCAUAUGACUUAGCAAAGGCUCUGAAAUGGAACACCACCACAAAAGGGAAUGUGAUCAUUUUAGCAAGUAUAGUUUCAUCCUGAAAGCUUUAGCUGUACUGGAAAAACUUGGAAAAUGGCAUUACACUUUCUAAUUAUUAUCACUUGCUAUUAAAGAAUUAAACGUUAUAAAAGAUUAUGUGAGGUAUUUGGAAAAUAUUUCAGAAAACAGGAUAAAGAAUGCCUAAAUUUGAUUCUUCCAUAGGUAUUGUAAUAAAGUCUUAAGUGUGUAUUAAUCCUUGUGCGGACCAUAAUUAAUCUCAGAAUAUUAGCAGCUAUAUCCCAUGGCUUUAUAAUUUUCACUGGGGGAAUUUGUGAAAGAAAAAUCCUUAGGAAACAUUUCCAGCCUUUCAAAGAUGUUACUGUAUAUCUUAACCUUUUGCACUCGGAUGUCGAGUGUGACUCGACACGGUUAGCAUAGAGAUUAAAAUUACUCUUUGAAUGUAUCAAUAAUUUGAAAUAUUAAAAAAUCCAAAUAAAUAAGUUUGUAUGAAAAGAAA
Messenger RNA from Eptesicus fuscus (big brown bat), 2635 nucleotides. It is a transcript of the gene ZWILCH, whose product is annotated as zwilch kinetochore protein. Lineage: Eukaryota; Metazoa; Chordata; Mammalia; Chiroptera; Vespertilionidae. The record is from RefSeq and is a predicted model, not a curated record. Bases 60 to 1838 code for a protein of 592 amino acids. The transcript is spliced from 19 exons. Gene Ontology annotation, biological process: protein localization to kinetochore; mitotic spindle assembly checkpoint signaling. Gene Ontology annotation, cellular component: RZZ complex.